Molecule: messenger RNA, 1005 nt
Organism: Pararge aegeria (speckled wood butterfly)
Lineage: Eukaryota; Metazoa; Arthropoda; Insecta; Lepidoptera; Nymphalidae
Gene: RpL6
Product: 60S ribosomal protein L6
Exons: 6
Coding region: 165-983 (272 amino acids)
Biological process (GO): cytoplasmic translation; ribosomal large subunit assembly
Cellular component (GO): ribosome; cytosolic large ribosomal subunit
Molecular function (GO): RNA binding; structural constituent of ribosome
Source: RefSeq, a predicted model, not a curated record
GUUGUGUAUUUUCAAAAUAAAUCCAUAAAAAUUACUCGUUUAACUAAAGAUUAACAGUUAUUUAAGUAUAAUAGUCAAUUUAUAACUAUCAAGUAAGCGGGCCGGUGUUAUAUUUCCAUUAUAGACUUUUUUAAAAGACAUAUUUUACGGAAGAAAGUUUGACGAUGGCGCCCCCACAGCCCAAGGCGGCGGGUAACGCCCCCGCGGCGCCCGUCGGCGGAGUCCAGAAGGCCAAGCUCGGCAAACCUAGGAAUUAUGACUUGGGCAAUGGUGUCGUGAGGUUCUCUAAGAGCAAAAUGUUCCACAAGAAGGCCAAGUACAAGUUCAUCGGCAAGAAGCACCCCAAAGCGCCAAAGGCAACGAAGCCCACAGUUGUGGUGAAACCCAUCGGCGGAGAGAAGAAUGGAGGUACACGUACCGUCCUGCUGAAGCGCCGCAGAUCCUUCUACCCCACACAAGACAAGAUCCGCACGCGGCCGCACCACAAGACAUUCAGCAAGCACGUGCGGCGGACGCGCCCAAACCUGACGCCGGGCGCCGUGUGCAUCCUGCUGGCCGGGCGCCACGCGGGCAAGCGCGUCGUGCUGCUGGCCGUGCUGCCCAGCGGCCUGCUGCUGGUCACCGGCCCCUUCGCGUACAACUCGUGCCCGCUGCGCCGCGUCCCGCAGCGCUACGUGAUCGGCACCAGCACGCGCCUGGACCUGGGCGCCUUCCAGCUGCCCGCGCACCUGGACGACGCUUACUUUAAGAAGAACAAGAAGUCCGCCAAGCGCAGCGUCAAGCGCAAGGAGGGCGAGGACAUCUUCGUCACCAAGAAAGAGAAGUACGUGCCGUCGGAGCAGCGCAAGGCCGACCAGAAGCUGGUGGACGAGGCGGUGGUGAAGGCCAUCGGCGCGCGCGCCGACAAGAAGCUGGUGCGCGGCUACCUGCGCGCCGCCUUCGGCCUGCGCUCCAGCCAGUUCCCGCACCGCCUGCGCUUCUAGACACAAUAAACCUAACAUACUA